AUGCAUAGCCUAGAUGAUGGCGAAUUGUUUUUCACAGAAGCUUUAACAAAAUGGAACGACCAAAGCUUUGGAGCUGAUUACACAUCUUUCGUGGACAGUCUACCAUGUGAUGAGCUUAGCACCCAUGCACAGCUUCUUCAUCAUAAGGGCGCAAUAACGGAAUCAUUGCUGAAAUGUUUACAAGAUCCCGCUUGCAAAUCUAUACCUGCCUUUUGUGAGCUGACGUUAGCUCUAGCACGUGAUUUAAAGGAAGAUUUUGCUGAUGAUAUGUGGGAUUUCUUUGGAGCGCUCACGAAUAUUCUCGAUCUUGGAGAACGAGAGGUCGAAUCGGUUGAAGCUGCUUUUUAUUGUCUGUCUUUCAUGGUGAAGGUGAUGUGGAGAAGUUUGUUGAAGGAGUUCAAUCUAUCAUUUGUACGCUUCAUCCCUCUAUUUGGCAGUAGCCGUCCGUACGUCAGACGCUUUGCGGCGGAGGCUUUCUCUUUUGUUAUGAGGAAAUCCUCUAAUCUUAAAAAGCUUUGCUGCUAUGUAGUGGAACAAGCGUUUAAAGUUGGUGAUGAUCACUUGUCCGAAGGAUGCGCGCAGUUGUUUUUUCAUAUCUGCAAAGGUGUUGGAGGUGGUUUCCAUAGCGCUGCUAGUGAACAAGUCGAAUGCAUCAUUGCUGCCAUAUUUUCAUUGCCUGACCAAGACGUAUGCGAAUAUGGUGUGAUUGUACUCGAAAAAGCCAUACAGCUUAUCGUACAGUAUAUCCAAAAGAACAGCAAGUCGGAUCUACUUUUCCUUGAGACUAUUCUCAUCGUGGGUGAAAGCUAUCUU
Messenger RNA from Strongylus vulgaris, 813 nucleotides. NCBI's taxonomy places the organism in Eukaryota, Metazoa, Nematoda, Chromadorea, Rhabditida, Strongylidae. The record is from the annotation of a GenBank genome assembly.